AUGAAGUUAGUAUUCAUCGAAAAUUUGUCUUCAACCUCACCCACACUUUGUUGGGUCUCAACCUUUUAUAAAAUCCUUAUUUCCUCCGACGAUUUUUCGCCUCUCUCCCCUCUCUCUCUCUUUUUUGUUCAUCUAUCUUCUCCGUCACCUUGCUCUCUCUCCUCUCCCGGAGAUUCUACUCAGGCGUUCUUCAGUGAAAAGAUGAAUCAUUGCAACCUUCAGCAGAACGCCUUCAUGUCUCGUGAGGAGAUGAUGGGAUUUGAUCGUAAGGAUCUUGUUGUUUGUCCUAAGCCUCGACGUGUUGGUUUACUCGCCAACAACGUGAUUCGCCCUCUCAGAUUACAUAUGAGUCAAGCUGCAGUUGAUUUGUGUGAUUCUAAAGCGGGUGCAGAGCUUUUGGACAUCAUUCGUAGAAAGGAGGAUAAUGGAACAAUAGGGCAGUUACUAUCAUCAUCGCCACCAUAUUUUCCCGGUUCACCACCAAGCAGAGCGGUGAACCCAUUAGCCCAAGAUGCUCGUUUUCGAGCUGAGAAACUCAAUCCAACCUCACCAAACUCUCCUUUCCUUCAGCCCAGUUCAGCAACUGGUUUUCCAUCUCCAUCUUCUUCAUCAUCAUCAUCAUCGUCGUCCCGUGGUUGUGUUAGGAUGAAAUUUGGGCUCAACUCGCCUGCAGUUAGAGUAGAAGGAUUCGAUUGCUUGAACCGUGACCGCCAGAACUCGAGCAUCCCUGCCAUGGCUUAGUAGACAAGAAAAGAACAAGUGUACAUAGAGAUUGCGAAAUCGUUCACCAAUGCCUAACAGAGGAGGAUUUGAUUACUACUGCUGCUACCACCAUUACUACUAGUACAACCAUUUUUGAAGUAAAUGAAUGUUUUUUCCUAAGAGAGAGAGAGAGAGAGGAGGAAGAAGGGAGGAAGAUGAAGAUUAGUUUCCGUCGCCGGUCACCGUUUUUUUUAACUGUUUCAUUCAGGUUAGUGUUUGUAUAUAAAUAUGCAGUAUUUAAAGAAGAGUCGAAUCAAUGUAUUCGUUUGGUGUUUUUCUGGGUCGGGCGGAUCUUUAUUAUUGUGAUAUAUAUAUAUAUAUAACUAAGGAGGGGAAGAUUAGAAGAAUCUGUAAAAUUUUCUCGGGAAAACAAGAGCACUUGUUUCUAUCUUCUCGUUGUAAUAUAGAUAAUCAAUUUGGAUUUAUCUUCUUAUUUACCAUUGUGUAUAGUAAUGUUUCUUUGUAUA
Capsella rubella is the source of this 1229-nucleotide messenger RNA. RefSeq lists its product as uncharacterized. The record is from RefSeq and is a predicted model, not a curated record. Lineage: Eukaryota; Viridiplantae; Streptophyta; Magnoliopsida; Brassicales; Brassicaceae.